Fusarium graminearum PH-1 is the source of this 3480-nucleotide messenger RNA. RefSeq lists its product as uncharacterized. Gene Ontology annotation, molecular function: chitin binding; chitinase activity. Gene Ontology annotation, biological process: carbohydrate metabolic process; chitin catabolic process. The transcript has 4 exons. Bases 1 to 3480 code for a protein of 1159 amino acids. Gene Ontology annotation, cellular component: extracellular region. The record is from RefSeq and is a predicted model, not a curated record. Lineage: Eukaryota; Fungi; Ascomycota; Sordariomycetes; Hypocreales; Nectriaceae.
AUGAGGUUGACGUGGACAACCACUCUGGUUGCUCUAUUGCUCACCGCAACCCCUUUCAUUGUCGCAGAAGACAUACACUGUGACAAAAACAAGCCCUGUGAGGUUGGUUGCUGUGGUACGAACAACGUCUGUGGCACGGGUCCAGACUACUGCAGCAAGGCCAAGUGCAUCAACAGCUGUACCUACAAAGCUGAAUGCAAUCCAGGCAAGUGGGAUUCACAGUACUUUAACGCUAUCAAGUGUCCCCUCAAUGUUUGCUGUAGCAGCUAUGGCUUCUGCGGUACCACUGAGGAGUUCUGCGGUAAAGAGACUGUUAAGAGACCCUCCUGCAGCAUUGGGUCUCAGCCAGUCAAACGCGUGAUUGGCUACUAUGGCUCUGGUGGUGCAACCCACAAAUGCAACCCAAUGAUUCCUGAUGCUUUUCCCCAGGGUAUCUACACCCACAUCUACUUUGCAUUCGGUAGUAUCGACCCCAAAUCAUUCAAGGUCCAGCCCGCCAAUGCCGGAGACGAGCAGCUUUACUCCCAACUCUCUGCACUCAAGACUCGAGACUCCGGUCAAGAGCUCUGGUUAUCUAUUGGUGGCUGGGCCUUUUCUGACAAGGGUUCUCCAACAGCCACGACCUUUUCAGACUUGGUCAAUGCCGACAAGAUACGUCAGACGUACUUCUUUGCCACCUUGACGCUCUUCAUGCAGACCUGGGGCUUUACUGGAAUUGAUAUAGACUGGGAAUACCCAGUUGAUACAGACCGCAAUGGCCGCGAGUCUGAUUUCAAGGCCUAUCCCAGGUUUUUGAAGCGGCUCAAGUCCGCACUCAAUAACUACAAGUAUGGUCUUUCUGUUACCCUGACUACUAGUUACUGGUAUCUCCAACACUUCGAUCUUGACAACAUUGAACCAUCUGUGGACUGGUUCAAUGUUAUGAGUUACGAUCUUCAUGGAGCAUGGGAUGUCGGUAACAAGUGGACAGGCGCCUUUGUUGGAGCCCAUACCAACUUGACUGAGAUCAAGAGUUCACUAGAUCUUCUCUGGCGAAACAAGGUCUCUCCGUCAAAGGUUGUAUUGGGCUUGGCAUUCUACGGCCGAUCUGUUACACUCGCAAGUUCAUCUUGCUCUGAGCCUGGCUGUCCAUACCUCUCAGCUGGAGAUGCCGGGUGUAGCGGCGAGGCCGGAAUUCUCUUCAACAGUGAGAUCUCAGAUCUCAUUCGCGAGAAGAAGCUGAGGCCCAAACUUUACAAGGACGCUGCAAUCAAGACAAUCCAAUGGAACAACGAUCAAUGGGUUUCGUACGAUGAUCGGGAUACUUGGAAGCUCAAGGCUAAAUUUCUCAAGUCUCAGUGUCUGAGUGGUGUUUUGGUCUGGGCUGUGGAUUAUGACGACGACAAGCAUUCCUACUCUAAUGGACUUGCAGCAGCACUUGGUAUCAAGGUCAACGUUGACUCUGGCAGCGGCCUCACUAUCAAGCUGCCUGAUAAGACGGAUGAGCCCAAGGACUUCUGCUACUUUACCAACUGCGGUCAGACAUGCCCUAGUGGUUACACAGAGAUUGUUCGCGGUGAUAAGGACUCGCAGAUUAUGAUGGACGGCACGGAAUGCUUGCCGGGCCAGGACCAGGUGAAAACGCUUUGCUGCCCUAAGUCCUCCAAAGUGCCAAAGUGUCGAUGGCGAGGCUACCAAGGCAAUGGACAUUGUCCAGUUGGCUGCAACGCAGGCGAAAUCGCGGUUGGCACUCAUCACAAGGGCUGCGAAAAGUCAGGAUGGCAAACCGCUUGUUGCGAUGCUACCGAAUCCACUGGGCUUUGGUCAAAGUGCUCAUGGACAGAUGAUUGCUUCGACGACAACGAUUCAACAUGCGAUAAGGGAUUCUCAACCUUUGUGGUGGGAUCUAGAGGUGGCUUCGGCGGUCAGAGGACUUGUAAGGAAGGCACGAAGUACAACUACUACUAUACCGAGACUCCCAAGGCUUUCAAGGACUACGAGUGGGUUGGCCACGAGGUUACAUUCCGCAAUUCACAAGCGUGUAGCAACGCCUAUCCCCAUAGAUCUACUCGCAUUGCUACGCAGGAUAUCAGUACGACAUAUAGCAGCUCUGACAACCUUGCCCACACUAGCAACUACAACUACGGCUUUGAAGCAUAUUGCUACGCCGGUGACAAAGAGUCCGACAAGGACGAAAGGUCCGUUAUUGAGUAUCAAGACAGAGACGCAAAAGAGUUUGACCAUGCGUUGCGAAAGUUUCUCAAGGACCCGGUUUGCCCUAAUGAAGAGCUUCAGUUCGGUAGCGAUGAUGGGUUUAGUGGCGAGCCGGAGUUCAGCCCACGGAGUCUUGUCCAUGGUCGCGCCACCGACAAUUCAGCAGAUUUGGAGGUGCUCCAACAUAUCAUGGGGGUUUGGUUUACUUCUCAAAACCCGCGACAGGAUCUGACAGACAUUUUCAACAGGGAUGUCGAGGAUGCUGGGUACGAAGGACAGGUUGCCAACCUCACCACACUUAAUCGACUGCUAUAUCAGAGCGAUUGGAAUGGCCAACCUAGAUACUCCGGUAGAGUUGUCGCAAGAAUGACACUCUGUAAUCUCGCCGAAUCGAGAGAGGGUUUGGAUAACCUAGCUACUCUUCCGGAAGCUCUAUGCAAAGUUCCGUCCAACACCGGUUCCGAAGCUCACAGGCGAGAUCUUCAAGCUCGGACGAUCAACGUUGCGGUUAUGGCAAAUCGUGGCUCCGGCAGUACCCAGCCAAGCGCUGCCUAUAUCUUCAGGGCGAUCGAACUAGGCCAUCUGAGCUUGCAUUAUACGCGCUGGCUCCCAACUGCCGGCCAAGUCAUUCUUGAGGUAGCUUACUGGAUUGGACGUUCUCCCGGUUACCGCGAUCGUACUCAUGUGAAUGCAGUUGAUCGAUGGGUCAUGUUUCACUUCCACAUUCCAUUAAACUCCAACACCUUCUGGACGGAACGGAACGGUGUGAAUGAUUACUACCUUGGUGUCUCGUCCUUCAACAUGUAUCAUAGCCAGGGCACUAGUCAACAACUUCCCUACCGAAACUACAGAGGACAAAUUGAUCACCGAGCCGAGUGGAGAUACAGCAGAUCUUGGAAUUCCGGUUCUUUCAACACAGGACGUUUCACGGACUACAAUCGGCGAAGAGAACCUUUCAACUGCAGGUGGCCGGCCCCAGGCACAACUACAGGGCCUGCUUUCUAUCUGGGCCGCGACUAUAGUAAUCGGCUUAACGAUUUACGUACCGCUGGCCGGCCUACAGAUUUGGCCAGUUUAAUCAACGAAUUUGGCAUGCGGAUUCACAGGGCGGGUAUUUUCAGAUCAAGCAACGUGGCGAUGAUGUGGCCUGAAGCCGCGAAUGGAAACCUACCUCAUGCAGGGAGCAGCUGGGGUGAUGAAGAAUACCACCCUGAUCUAGAAGCGUUUCAUAGGAACUAUGACGCUAAUGGAAAUCGGGUAAACAACGUACAAAACGCUGAUCCGUAA